AGUUAAUUUAAAGUGAACAAACGAACUACAAGUACACUCAUUAAACAUCUCCACAUAUCUGUCUUCAUCUUAAUGCAAAGCGUCACGUGACAUUCAAUUAUCAAUUGUUAUCAUUCGAGAGUAUAUAGAAAUUAAACAUGGGAUUGUUCUCAUAAAAUAUCGUCUGAAAAAGUUGAUACUUCUACAUACAUUAUGAAGGUUGAGGUUCAACGCUCCCUUCAGCUGUUUGAUUACGAAUUUCGUCUCAUUUUACGAUCGAAACUACAAGUUGAAAUAAUAUUGGAAUAAUCAAUAUCGACACCGACUUUCACAUUCAUAUCGCGUGCGAAGUAGUGC
Messenger RNA from Clunio marinus, 336 nucleotides. The record is from the annotation of a GenBank genome assembly. NCBI's taxonomy places the organism in Eukaryota, Metazoa, Arthropoda, Insecta, Diptera, Chironomidae.